AUGGACAAAAAAUUAAAGAGAUCUCAUAAUUUUACUGCUUAUGAGGUAGCUUUAUUAAUAGCACUUGUAAAGGAGCGGACAAGUGAAAUUGAAUGCCGUAAAUCCGACACGGAUACCAAUAAAAUUAAGAACGAGGCACGGGCACAUGUAUGCCAAAAAUUUAAUUCCCAUUUAAAACAGAGCAUCUGCAGGGACGUAGAUGUUCUGAAAAAUAAAUACAACAAUGAGAAAAAGAAGUAUGCUGAUGAAAAGAGGCAUUUGUAUGCUCCUAAACAGAACAAUUUACGUUCUAAUUUAGGCCGUUGGGCUAGUUCGAAGCAAGCAUUGGCUGCAUUGCAAAUAGAGUGUUUUAAAAAAGAACAUGAUUUAAAGUUAAAACAUGCUCAAGAAAAACUUGACGAAUUCAUAAGGCUUCAGAGAUUGGAAUUUGAAGCCAGGAUUCGCUUGAUAACAAAUGGUAACCUGCCCAAUGACAUCCAAACCAAAAUUAACUGCAGUAAACCUUAA
Psylliodes chrysocephalus is the source of this 507-nucleotide messenger RNA. The record is from the annotation of a GenBank genome assembly. NCBI's taxonomy places the organism in Eukaryota, Metazoa, Arthropoda, Insecta, Coleoptera, Chrysomelidae.